Molecule: messenger RNA, 1217 nt
Organism: Trametes versicolor FP-101664 SS1
Lineage: Eukaryota; Fungi; Basidiomycota; Agaricomycetes; Polyporales; Polyporaceae
Product: DnaJ-domain-containing protein
Exons: 5
Coding region: 1-1065 (354 amino acids)
Biological process (GO): cellular response to misfolded protein
Cellular component (GO): endoplasmic reticulum membrane
Molecular function (GO): Hsp70 protein binding
Source: RefSeq, a predicted model, not a curated record
AUGUUCUCGUAUGUCUGGAGCUCAGCCAGCACAUAUUUCCACCUGCCCAUCGACGAAGACGACGACGAGAGCAGCGCCGCCCCUCCUUACCGCACCAAACACCUUCCCUGGCUAUCGCCCGAAGGCACAGACUCUGACGACUCCGACGACGCGUCCUCCGCUCCCUCCGGCUCUUCCACACCCACCGCAUCCUCAUCCAGCCCUCCCAAAACCCGUGCAGGCCCCGCGCCACCUCCGAAGAGAAGCAAGGCGGUAAUCAACGAAAUUCUCGCCCAGGAGGACUGUUACGCCGUGCUCGGCCUAUCGCGUUCCUCCCGAACAGACAGGGCCUCUCUCCGGCGCGCCUACCUCUCGAGAAGCAAGGCCUGCCAUCCAGAUAAGUUCCCGGACAACCCCGAGGCUACUCGCGCGUUCCAAAAGGUCUCUGUGGCGUAUGACAUCCUCUCCAAGCCAAACUCGAAGCGCCUCUACGACUCUCGCUCGCAACAAGCUCCAUUCGACUUCUUCGCCUCCCGGUCCUUUCCCCAGGCCGAGGAGACGUUCCGCAGCGUCGUUAUCGGCGUCUUCAACGACCUCCUCGAUGGCGACCUCGAGAUGGUCCGCACUCUUCUCUGCGCCGUCAAUAGCAUGAAUCCAUCUCUCCAGCUCGGUGAGGAGGGCAUCAACUCCGUACUCAUGACCCUCCAAGCCAUCCGUACCCGCGCUCUCACCUGUCGAACAUGCAUCCUGGCACUCCACCACGAACUCACCCGCCUCCUCGAAGUGCAACGCGCCUUCCGCCAGCUCUCCUACUUCGACCUCCGCCGCCGCUCCCACCUCUCCAUUCAGAUCGCGCGCCUCACCCUCGGCCUCCCCAUCGCGCUCGAAGACGCGCUCCGGCGCGAACGACAAGUCGGCGACGGCGACGCAGACGACGACGACGACGCGGGCCGCGACGGUGUCGGGGACCCUGCGUCCCGCAGAGCCACUGCCGCGCAGACCGCGCUGCUGAACCGCCAACUGUACGGCCUCCUGCGGACUAUCGUCACUGUACUCGAGCGCAUGGAGCGGCUCGUCGAGAAGUAGCCCCGGUCGCUGCCGUCGCUAUCGUCUUCGCAUACACUACAUUAUUGUUCUCCUUAUCCACACGGUGCCCCGUCGCAUAUGCAUCUCUCACAUCGGAUCCAGCCAGCAUACUUACCAUAGAUAUCCCCUCCCCUCUCCCUACUUUCCUUCCC